Messenger RNA from Pseudovirgaria hyperparasitica, 2994 nucleotides. RefSeq lists its product as uncharacterized. Gene Ontology annotation, biological process: transcription by RNA polymerase III. The transcript has a single exon. Bases 300 to 2513 code for a protein of 737 amino acids. Gene Ontology annotation, molecular function: protein binding. The record is from RefSeq and is a predicted model, not a curated record. Lineage: Eukaryota; Fungi; Ascomycota; Dothideomycetes; Acrospermales; Acrospermaceae. Gene Ontology annotation, cellular component: transcription factor TFIIIC complex.
AGUCUAGCCUACACUUACUUACAAGACCAGGUUGCCCAUCACGCACAACUGUCUUGACGUUAAGAAAACAGAUUUCGAUUUGCCGAAGAGGCGUUCCUGAUGGUCUGAAACCCAACGUAAUCAAAGUGAGCAAAAUCGACCACAAGCCCAAGUCUGCCACAUGGUAGAAUUUGCCAUGUCAUGAGGUCGAUGAGAACUUCGCAAAGUUUCGCGCGCACCUUAAGAUGAAACGCAGCAGUGUCUUUGCGUGCUAUAAUAUAUGCUCCUGAUCUACCUAUAGCUAACAAGUAAAGGUAUUAAUGGGCGACGUCAGGCGAUCAAGCAGAUCGCAUAAACCCAAUGCGCGAUACACGCAAGACCCGCUUGAGGGUGUCGACUUUGAUGAUGAGCCUGAAGAUGGUAGACAGUUUGAGCCUUUACCACUAAAGCAUAAGUCAGGGCAUGACUUUGAUGCUAAUGAUGCGCAAGACAACGAUGACGAAGACGAAUAUGUAGCUGAACGUAGAGACUCUGGGAAAAGCCGUUCGUACAACCACGACGAUGACUCCGUGGAUGAAGACGGGGACACCAAUUCAGGGGCGGAAGAGGUCGACCUGACUCGAGUCCGCGCACCAAAGGAGAUCACUCUCAACGAUGGACGCAAGAGGCCGCUCAAGGAAGACGGAAAACGGUCAAGACUGCUAUUCGAAUUUCACAAAGGUAGCCAUGAGAGACGGUUACACAGCUUCUAUGGGAGGGAUGAGGGCGAUUAUAAGCCUGCCUCUGCAACACGGAAUAUUUCAUACCCGUACCCAACAUUGCCAGCUCGACGAUUGAUUCAAGAUCUCAGUUCAGGCGGCCCAGCGGGAGGCAUGGCGUACAGUCUCUUCCAUCCGGACGAGGCACGAAAGCUGGAGGGAACGACGGGAUGGAAUUGGUACUAUGAGCAUGGCGGACGAAGUGCUUUUCAAGAAAGACAGUAUAUGAAGUCUAUCACCGUAGACGAAGCGCUACCCUAUGUAGCACAGCCAGCACACAAAAGCAUCAAUCUGCUUCUGGGGCCAUUUCGGGAGCCUCAGCUGUAUAAUUUGAGAGUUGGCAAGAGCAUGCGAUUAAAAGAUUCUUGGCCUCUUCCGAAAGUCCCUGACCCAACAUACAAGAAUGGCUGGCUUCUCAACGUUGGGCGGAGGAUACAGGGUAUAGAAUGGAUUCCGAAUCGCAAUUCAGGAACACAGUACCUUUGCAUCUCGAUGCUCCGACAACAAAUUGCCAGACCUCCGCCUGGUGUGAACACCACUAGUGCUUUCAGACCAGGCGAAUCGCACAAGGACACCUUUGAGCUAUGGGCUUUUGAUAUUCCACCUACCAAUGGCCCUAACACGCCUGUACUAAGGCCAGAGCCUCGCCUAGCUAUGACUAUAUGCACAGACUGGGGAUAUCUGAAGGAAUUCAAAUGGUGUCCAUGCCUGAAGCAUAAGAGUCGAAAAUCUCAAGACGACCCCAAAACUACAAAAUUUGGCCUCCUAGCCGGGAUAUGGAGCGAUGGCGCUUUACGUGUGCUUGAUUUAAGCUCUUGUGUGGAAGCCGCAGAGCCGCAGUACCUGCAUAUAUCUAGAGCAGCAUUCGAGGUCCGCAUACCUGGGAGCGUGUGUACAUCUCUCACCUGGCUCUCUAGCAAUGUCAUCGCUGCAAGUGGUGCAGACGGUACUGUCUCUAUCUGGGACAUCAGCCAGGUCUUGCGCUGUGAAGCUCCGCAAACGCCAAAGCCAUUCUUCUACGAACUCAUUCACGACACGUACAUACUAUCCAUCUCGAGUGCUUAUCCAUCCCAUCCGCACCUCGUGACAACAACCUCGAUGGAUGGUUUCUUCUACCUGUUUGAUAUUCGGUCGCCGAAAAUAGAUAAAUCUUGGCCACCGCGGAGUCGCAUUGGACCUCCCACAACAGUCUGGUCAGACCACUGCCAAGGUUGGCUAUCACCAGACGACCACUGUCUUGUGAAAUUAUUCUCCAUGCGGCGCGUCUUCUCAUACGUCGCUGUUGGGAGAGGAGAUGGAAUAGUUGGCUGCUUGGCUACAAGUCCGGUACAUUUGAGCGCUUUGAUGGGUACCCACAGUGGGCAUGUUCAUGUUACAAAUCCAGAGAGGAAAAUAUUCGACUCGAGGACUUUGGCUUGGCAGCAGACAUGGUUUCUGCAUGAGUGGAAGUCAGCUCAGUGCAAUGAGGACGAGUCAGACGCGACAAUGGCCGAUGACGAUGAUUUUGCAAACGGUCCAUUACAUCAUAAGCCAGAUUCGAAAGAAGUUCGAUCAAAGCCUCUAGUACGUAUCACGGAGGGAUAUAAUCCUGUGGAGGUUCAGAUGAACGGAGUGGAAGCGACAGCAGAUGGAGAUGAUUUCGAUGCAUCAUUCACUAUACAUGAGGAGCAGACAGCGAUCACUAGUACAUCAUGGAACCCAAAUCUUAAUUAUGGAGGAUGGGCAGCGGCGGGAAUGGGAUCAGGGUUAGUACGAGUGGAAGAUAUCUCCAUAUAAAGCAAAGAGAGAAGGAAGAUGAGCGUCCGGAAGAAUCCGUAUGUGGGACCCGAGCAAACGGGAUCGGUCCGAACUAAAUUAGUGAGGCAGAUGAAGCAAUCAAACAAACGCCAUUGCUCGUGGAUUCACAGUAUCAUGUACACAGUCGAAUGAAAUAUGAUGAGGCAGCAGAAGCUGAAUCAGAGCUAGUGGUGCUCCAAAGCGUCAUGGUGAAGUUGAUCUCUCAAACCCACUUUGGAUACAGGGCAAGGAUCGGAUAAGAAGCCACAAAAGCAUUUUCCAAACAGCAAAUCGAGGUCUCGAACGAAUAAAUGGAGCAGAAACGUAGUCAAACCGUCAAGUAGGAAAAAACAAAGCUAAGCCGGCAGUUCUUUCAAUCAUCCGUAGCAUAUCCUGUUCCACGCUGAAACGACGGGUGUGGGACAGGUUGUCUGAAUGAGCAUAGUACAGAAUGUCAGGCAAGGAUUCGUCUCUCCAAGGC